Messenger RNA from Dama dama (fallow deer), 1606 nucleotides. RefSeq names its product junctional adhesion molecule 3 (gene JAM3). Gene Ontology annotation, molecular function: protein heterodimerization activity; protein homodimerization activity. The record is from RefSeq and is a predicted model, not a curated record. The transcript is spliced from 9 exons. Gene Ontology annotation, biological process: angiogenesis; cell adhesion. Lineage: Eukaryota; Metazoa; Chordata; Mammalia; Artiodactyla; Cervidae. The coding region runs from base 44 to 952 and encodes 302 amino acids.
CGUGCGCGGCGAGCGGGCCCGCGGCCCCUCAGCUGCGCUCGACAUGGCGCUGAGGCGAAGGCCCUCGUUGGUCCUGCUGCUGCUGGUCGUGCGGGGCUGCUUAAUCAGGGCCGUGAAUCUCAAAUCCAGCAACCGGAGCCCAGUGGUUCAGGAAUUUGAAAGUGUGGAACUAUCUUGUAUCAUUACGGAUUCACAGACAAAUGACCCCAGGAUUGAAUGGAAGAAGAUCCAAGAUGAACAAACCACCUAUGUGUUUUUCGACAACAAGAUUCAGGGAGACCUCACCGACCGUGCAGAGCUGCUGGGGAAGACGUCUCUGAAGAUCUGGAACGUGACCAGGACAGACUCGGCCCUUUACCGCUGCGAGGUGGUUGCUCGGAAUGACCGCAAGGAGAUCGAUGAGAUCGUCAUCGAGUUGACUGUGCAAGUGAAGCCGGUGGCCCCCGUGUGCAGAGUGCCACGGGCUGUGCCCGUGGGCAAGGCGGCCACCCUGUCCUGCCAGGAGGGCGAGGGCUUCCCACGGCCGCACUACAGCUGGUACCGCAACGACGUGCCGCUGCCCACAGACUCCAGGGCCAACCCCCGCUUCCGAAACUCCUCUUUCGUCUUAAACCCUGAGACGGGCACUCUGGUGUUCAGUGCCGUCCACAAGGAGGACUCGGGCCAGUACUACUGCAUCGCAUCCAACGACGCGGGCUCGGCCCGCUGCGAGGAGCAGGACAUGGAAGUGUAUGACCUCAACAUCGGCGGCAUCAUCGGGGGGGUCCUAGUCGUCCUGACCGUCCUGGCCCUCAUCACAGGGGGCAUCUGCUGUGCCUAUAGACGUGGCUACUUCAUCAGCCACAACCGCAACGGGGAAAGCUACAAGAACCCAGGGAAGCCAGAUGGAGUUAACUAUAUCAGGACAGAUGAGGAGGGCGACUUCAGACACAAGUCCUCAUUCGUGAUCUAGAUGGUGGCGCGGCUGUGUGCACACGCAGACACCUCCACGGGGGACCCUGCCAGGAGCAGCCCCUCAAGGGGCGCCGGAUGGGGCUAGACACGCGCACAAAAGCUUUUGUUUUGGCCAAAGUUGACCGCUACUCCUUUCUUACUUUUUAACAAGCUACACGAAUAAAAGAGUUUUCCUGGAGAUGGGCAAGUCACCACAAGGCGAGGAAGUGGCUGGGUUCGCCAAGCCAACCCCGUGGGGUCUGCCGGCCUCAAGGUGGGCAGCCCGGGCUCGGGAGGCACGGUGACCUGUCCUGUGGUGGGGCCACACUGGCAUGAGCGUCCAGGGCUGGCAGCCAGGGUCAUGGCCUGAGUCUUGGCUGCAGUGAUGGGGCUCCACAUUGGCCCUGGGGUCACUUCAUCCCCAGGCUUUGCCAAGAUAGUCCUGGUGUCCAUCUGGGGGAUUCUUUUUGGGUCAGCAUUUUAUAACAGCAGCCCAGAUCAGGACAGUAAACAGCUUGUUAGAAGGAGGGAUCUUCUUAGCUGUGGGAACCCUGCUCAUCCACAGAGGGUCCCAGCAUUGGAGAGCCUUCAUCUUGUGCUGAAUCUGAAAUGGUACUGACAUGAUGUUCUGCUUUUCUAUGGGUGUUUAUUUUAUAAAAUUUUACAGUCUAAA